AUGGCGACGCAAACAGUCGUGGACACACCGCAUACACCGCACCCUGCGCGCAGCGGACGCGGCUCAGAAAGUGAUAGCUCGCUGGACGAGAUCGCGCAAGAGAAACACCAGGCGCAAACCCUCAACCACGGUAAAAUCAAUGACUCGGCCUCUCCAAAGCGAUGGAAGAGCUUCUGGUCGGCAUUCCGGCACUUGGCGCAUCUCACCCCGAAAGAAGUGGACGACUUCAUGGCCUCAUACGUCAUCUAUAACCUGGACUGGUCCGACGAGAAGCAAAUGACCGAGACGCUGGGCCCGAAUUACCAGGAGAAAGUCGGUGAUUGUUUAAAGUCUUACUAUGGAGUGCUGAACCAUCUCUGCGCACUGGGUGACGUCGAGAAAAUGUACAUCCCACCUUGGAUGGACCCCAAGUCCAAUUGCCUCGAGAACCAGAUCCUAUACGAACGCUCAAUCGCAGAGGACAUCGGUCUCACAGCUGGAAAGAAGGUCUUGGAUCUGGGUUGUGGCCGCGGGCGCGUCGCUGCUCACAUGGCGCAACACACUGGCGCACACGUCACAGGUCUGAACAUUGACCCAAAUCAAAUCGCACAAGCAACUAGCUUCAAUACCGAGCGCGGCCUCCAGAACAACUUCGUCACCCAAGACUUCAACGACCUCCCCCUGCCCUUCGCCGACGAGAGCUUCGAUGCCUUCUACCAGAUCCAAGCGCUGAGCUUAUGCAAAGACCUGCCUGCGCUCUUCCGUGAGAUCUUCCGAGUCGUCAAGCCCGGUUCGAAAAUCUCCCUCCUCGACUGGAUGAGUCUACCCGACUACGAUGCCAGUAAUCCCGAACACGCCGAGCUGAUGCGCCGAGUCAAGCCUCUCAUCGGUGCCGUCGGCACACCCACCCAGGACAUAUUGGAGAAUGCGCUCAAGGAGGCUGGGUUUGAGAUUGUGCGGUCGCAGAAUGCUAGCAUCGACGGUCUUCAAGCACCGCUUAUUGAUACCGUCGAUGUCUACUUCCGCACUUUGCGCCAGGCCAUCCUUGCGCUGGUGAAGGUGCAUGUGGUGCCCCGCCACUUCAAGACCUUGAUCAACCGUCUUUGUUUGGAUGGACAGGCAUUCGUUAAGAUGGAUCGCAUGCGACUGGCCACGACAAGUUAUAGCAUCAUUGCGCAAAAGCCAGUGGUAUAG
Penicillium salamii is the source of this 1173-nucleotide messenger RNA. The record is from the annotation of a GenBank genome assembly. Lineage: Eukaryota; Fungi; Ascomycota; Eurotiomycetes; Eurotiales; Aspergillaceae.